AGACCAGCAACAAGACACAAGGAUGUUUUGCACGUACGUUCUCCUCGUGGUCCUACUGAGCACUGGCAGAGGCGGACAAGCAUCGCUGUCAGACAAGCACACCGACUUUGGGCUGAAGGUCUUCUCCCACUUGGCAAGAGCCACCGGGGACAGCAAUGUGGUCUUGUCCCCCUACGGCGUCUCCUCCGUGCUGGCCAUGGCUCAGCUGGGUGCCGCCAGAAACACCCGCAAGGCCAUGACGGCCGCCAUGGGCUUCAACCUGCAAGAGCGUGGUAUGUCCAGGCAGCAGCGUAUGUUGCAGUUUGAGCUGCACAACGAGGAAGGUUUGGACAUGGCGAGUGGAGUGAUGGUGGAGAGGAAGAUGAUUCUGGAGAAAAGCUUCCGUCGCGCCCUCGUCAAGGCCUUCAGCAGCCACCCUCACCAGGUGGACUUCACCAGACCCAACCAGGCGGCCAGCGUCAUCAACGCUUGGGUGUCUGACCACACAGCAGGAGCCAUUCCCAACUUUUUGGCGCCGGGAUCAGUGUCGGACGAAACACGCCUUGUUCUCCUGAACGCCCUCCACUUCCAGGGGCUCUGGAAAGUUCCAUUCGAGCCCAGGCGGACCCAUGAAAGAAUGUUCCACUGUGCUAACGGCAGUGCUGUCCCGGUUAGCAUGAUGACGUUGACCAACCGCUUCAACUACGGUGAGUUUGUGACAUCCGAUGGCGUGGAUUACGAUGUUCUGGAGCUGCCAUACGAGGGUGACUCACUUAGCAUGCUGCUAGUGUCACCCUUCGAGCACGACGUGCCACUGAGCGCGCUCAGUAGCGAACUGAGCAGCCAGAGGAUCAAGCAGUGGCGAUCGGAACUACGUCAUGUUCGUAGACAAUUAUCCAUGCCCAGGUUUACGCUCAACUCCGACGUCAAUUUGAAGGAUGCUCUCGUCAACAUGGGCUUGGGAAACAUUUUCAAUCUAGCUACUGCCGAUUUUACACGCAUCACCGGCGAUGAGAGGCUAUGCGUGUCCAAGGUUUUCCAGACUGUGAAGCUAGAGGUCAAUGAGCGGGGAACAAAAGGAGCGUCAGCCACAGCUGCUGUGAUGUUCUCUCGAAUGGCGGUAGAGGAGCUCACUUUGGAUCGACCUUUCCUCUUCCUUAUCCAGCACAAAGGAACCGGAGCUAUUCUGUUCAUGGGACACUUCAACCAGCCUCUUUAAAUACAAAUGUAUUUUUCUUUACUGUUAUGACACUGAUGCACUUCACAAAACAAAGGACAAAUGUUACUAUGCUUAAUUUUUUGUUGUUUUUUUACUAUUUGUCUUUUUUGCAAC
Molecule: messenger RNA, 1312 nt
Organism: Entelurus aequoreus (snake pipefish)
Lineage: Eukaryota; Metazoa; Chordata; Actinopteri; Syngnathiformes; Syngnathidae
Gene: serpine1
Product: serpin peptidase inhibitor, clade E (nexin, plasminogen activator inhibitor type 1), member 1
Exons: 8
Coding region: 23-1198 (391 amino acids)
Biological process (GO): negative regulation of endopeptidase activity; negative regulation of plasminogen activation; negative regulation of vascular wound healing
Molecular function (GO): serine-type endopeptidase inhibitor activity
Source: RefSeq, a predicted model, not a curated record